UUUCAGUGUGUGUUUUCCGGUUGAUAAUUUCACAGGUUACCAGAAGAAAUGCAUCAUGAAUAAUUGGCAAUGGAUAUCUUUCAUUGUUCUAUUCUUCUAAUUGUUUUGAUAUUAGAAUUAUUAACUUCAUUUACCGAUGGAAAUUAUGGUAAACAGUUUAUUCAUUCAUCUGAGAAAUUCAACAAUAACAGACAAAGAGUUUAUGAAUUUGUACAACCAGUAUUAUAUCGAAAUGGACAGAGAAGGGAGACAACUCUUGAUCAGAAUAAACAUAUAGAGAAAGCAACAGUUAUAUUCAAUGCCUUCAAAAAGCGUUUUGUGAUAGAUAUUCAUUUAAAUAGGUUUUUAUUCACAAAGUCUUAUAUUGAAAAAACCUUUAAUGAAAGAAAUGAGCCUGUGAUAAGAAAACCAACGAAUCAAGUUUUGAAGCAUUGUUACUACCAUGGAACAGUUCGUGGUGUACCACAUUCCAUAGUGUCUUUGAGUUCCUGUAAUGGAAUAAGAGGACAUAUAACAGAUAAUGAACAAAGUUACUACAUAGAGCCAGCAGCAGAAGGAAGGUAUCAUAAGUUCUAUAAAGAACCAGAUACCAGACCCUCUGUACUUCAUUCUGAAGAUUUCAAAUCCAAACAUUCCAUAUACCUUAAUAAUGCCACAAUUAAUUCCUUACACAGAAAGGAAUUUUUACAAAGGUCAAAACGUAGUAUACGAGCACCAGCUGAUAGCAACAGAAAUUCUAAAUAUGUAGAAAUGUACAUCGUUAAUGAUAAUUCUGUUUAUAGACAGCAUAGGGGUAAUAAACAAAAAAUAUUCCAGAGAUCUCAGGAAAUAGCUAAUUAUGUUAGUAAACUUUACCAGCCUUUGAAUAUUUUCAUUGCUUUAGUUGGAGUAGAAAUCUGGACAGUAAAUAAUAGAAUUGUUGUAUCAAACUUAGCUAAUACUACGCUGGAUAACUUCCUUAGUUAUCGUAGAAAUUCCAUCAAUCCACAUCAUCCAAACGAUAAUGCACAGCUCAUCACGGGUAUUUUAUUUCAAGAUUCAAUAGUAGGCAAGGCCAUUAAGAUGUCAAUCUGUACCUUCCAGUAUUCUGCUGGUGUUGCAAUGGAUGCCACCAGUACCACUCAGGUAGCCACAACUGUGGCCCAUGAAUUGGGACAUAACUUUGGAAUGGAACAUGAUAACUAUUCAGUAUGUCUUUGUCCUGACCAGAAAUGUAUCAUGGCGACUACAGGAGGAGGAAGCAAAACACCAACGAAAUGGUCCUCAUGUUCCCAGACAGUAUUAAAUGAUAACUUUGAGAUUGGUUUAGACUACUGUCUUAAAAAUAUUCCGAAACAGCUGUUUGAUGCUCCAUAUUGUGGGAAUGGCUUUGUUGAGGACGGAGAAGAAUGUGAUUGUGGUUUACCUCAUAUAUGUGACAAUAAGUGUUGUAAUGCCUCAUCAUGUAAGUUGUUAAGUCAUGCCAGAUGUGCUACAGGCAGAUGUUGUGACCUGAAUAGUUGUCAGCCAAAGUCUGCAGCUACUCUAUGUAGAUUAUCACCAGGUGAAUGUGAUUUACCAGAAUUCUGUGAUGGGGAGACAGAAUAUUGUCCAUCAGAUGUGCAUAUCAUGAAUGGUAUGCCAUGCAGUGGAGGACAGUCAUACUGUUACAAUGGAACUUGUACAACACCUACAGGUCAAUGUAAACUGUUAUGGGGGUCUACAGGAAGAGUAUCAGAUCCAAUCUGUUUUAAAAUGCUAAAUAUCAAUGGUAGCAAGUAUGGUAACUGUGGUUAUAACUGGAUCACCAGGAGAUACGAAAGAUGUGACAAGGAGGAUGUUGACUGUGGAUUGUUACACUGUGUUCAUCUCAAUGAGAAGUUGAUGUUUUGGAGUGAACAGAUAUCACAUGCAACCCCUGCAACCUUUCUUACAAAGGGAGAUAAAAAGUAUGUUUGUCGAUCAGCCAUCAUGGAUGUUGGUUUAGAUAUGCCUGAUCCUGGACAAGUUCCAGAUGGGUCUAAAUGUGGUGAUCAUAAGAUUUGUUUGAAGAAGAAAUGUGUUCCCUUGAGUUUAGUAAGCACACCAACCUGUCCGAAUUGUCAUGGUAAUGGAGUUUGUAAUACAAUGGGACAGUGUCAUUGUAAUGAGGGCUUUGCUCCACCGUUCUGUGAUGAGCCAGGCCACGGUGGGAGCAUACACAGUGGACCAGUCAAAAUACAAAAGGUGAACAGUUUGAUGAUUGGAUUACUGGUAUUUUUCCUGGUUAUUUGUCCUUUGGUUUUAAUAGCUGUAGCUGUCAUCAACAGAAAGAAGUUAUAUUAUUGUUGGAAUAAACAAGUUGCUGUUAUAUUAUACAGGGUUCCAAAGUUUAAUAGAAAGCCCAAAGGUCCAAAGAAGAAUUUAUCAGAUGGUGCUUCUUGUGAACCAGUGGAGACUACUACACGAUUUAGAAAUGGUGGUGGGGUAGAUAUUUCUGGACCUUUACUAACUGAAAAAACUCAUGACCGACCAGUACAAAAGAAAAAGCCAUUUAUAGAAUUUAGAGCCAUGAAGCCAUCUUCUAAACCAAAACCUCCACCGAGAGUUAAAAGUGAGGCACUGUUGUCUGAUUCUGAACCAGAUGUGCAUAGGAAACUUCCAAGUGCCCCUGAUCUUCUUAAACAUGAUCCAAUAGUCAAGAAAGAUUCUUUCAAUAAGGAAAUUUCAAAACCAGUUUUGAUAAGUACAACUGACAGACGGUCAAAAGCCUUUGUAAGAGAAUCUAGUAAUGAAAAGUUAAAAGAUGCAAACAAAAAUAAUCUCUCCCCACCAGUGCCUCCUCAUGCCGCUCUAAAACCUUCACAUUCAGAUCCUCCAUUGAGGCCACCACCAAGACCAACAUCCAUGCCACCACCAACUGACAAUGAUAGAAAGGAGAAAAAAAGUCUAAGAAAGUCAAUUGUAGAUGCAGCACAAAAAUCUCCACAAAGACCACCUCCACCAAGAAGUAAUUUGAAUAGUACAUCCUUUAAUUUAGGUAAUGAACAAUUUGAUCCAAAUAAAAGAAAAAAAGAGAAAGAUAAACCAGAAACUUCUGCACCUCCAGCAAUCACAAAAUUUAAACCAGAAAAGAAAAAUUCUACCAAUGCUGCAAAAACUUUCAUGGAACUUAAGAAAACAGACAACGCAGCUGAGGCUAAAAAGCCCUUAAAAGUGCCAUCAGAGUUAAAAGAUAAAUUAAGUAGACCUGUAUUAAAGCCAAGGGAUAAACCAAGUUUAUCAAAAACUGGAGAUAAACCCAGUUCAUCAAAAACUGGAGAUAAACCCAGUUCAUCAAAAGCUGGGGAGAAAAAGAAUUCAUCAUCAUCUGGGCAUACAUUAAUUUCCUCUAGAGAUCAGUCAAAGUCUGAUGAAGGUACUGAUAAGCCCAGUGUAGCAGCCAUGAAAGCUAUGUUCGAUCAAAAUGACAGUCCAAAGAUGUCUGGUCAAGGAGCAGGAAACAGGCCACGCACUGGUCCCAAGCCUGGUUCUAAAGUCAGAAGUGUGAAUGUGUGAAUAUAUGCUAAAAUCAAUUGUAUCUAGCCUUCACAUCACAUGUGUUAUUAAAUAUGAUACAUUUUUUUUGGGAAAAUCAACUUUUAACAUAUCAUACAUAAAAUAACAUUGCUUCAAAUAAUUUAAAGAAUGAAAGUCUUUUUCUACUGGGCAAAUACAAAAUUGAGAAAAUGGAAACUUGAAAUGAUUUAUUAAUUAGAAAAAUUGUUGACUACACAUGUUCAGAAUUUAAGGACCAAAAUUGAAAGCUAUAAAUCAAAUGUUUGCUGAUGUUAUUUUAGGUCCAUAAUUAUAGAAAAUUUGCACCAUUUUUACUCAUUUAUUUCUCUUUAGAAGCCCAAUUUCUAUGUUUUAGUGUCACUAAGGAAGGUUAUUACAGUAAUUGGCAUUUUAUACAUGAAAAAAGAACAUUUCACUUUGAAUAAAUAUUCCAUAUUCUUAAGACAUUUUUAAAAUAGCUGUUAUAGAUUUACUUUGUAGAAUUAAACAUUUGUUUUCCUCUGUUAUUGUCCUUUGUUAACCCUAGAAAUGACUGUUUUACCUGGUGUAUGUUUGUAAUUAGCACGAAGAAAGAAGGUGUUUUAAAUUAAAACGUUUUCUGAAAAUGUGCAUUUACUACAUGUUUAUUUUUGUAUGCUGUAUUCAUGAGACAGCAAGCAAUAGUUGAGAACAUUAAUGCUGUUAUAUGUUUGAAACGUUUGUCUAUUAUUAAAAUGUAUCAAACAUUAAAUUUUCAAUUAAGAAAUAUUUUAGUAAUCUCAGGUAUCGCUUAAAGCAUUUAAAAUUUUUCAUUUUUUUAAGUUUAUUUUCUUAAUGAAAAGAAGAAACACAUUCAUUGGAUGAAAGGUUUUGCCAUAUUACCUUUGAAAUAGUAGGACUUUUAGUUUAUUAUCACAUAUGUUUUCUAACACAAAGUCCAUAUUUGUGAUAUUUUUUUACAUUGAUUUUGAAAGAUGAUUUAAUUUGAUCAUAUUUUAAAUUGCUUGAUUUAUUGUUUUAAAGGAAUCUCUAUUGGUGCAAUAUCUGAAACUUAUUUUAUUUUAUUUAAAUAUAUUAUAUUAAUUUUAAUUGAAAUGUAUUAUAUUGUCAUUGCAAUUUUAGGUUUGAUGAAUCAACUCCAUGUUACUAUGUAAUAAUCACUUGCCAAUAAUAAUUAUUCUGUAUGUUAUUUAUUUCUACUAAAACAGAUGAAUAUAUUAACAUAUUCAUUUAGUACUCUAAUAAAAAUUGAAAUCUCAUUCACCAUAAAAUAAUCGUUACUUAUAUCAUUUUCUAAUUUUUUUCUGUGUUGUAUGUGUUUUUUCCAAAGUUUUUUCCACAGACUAUUUAACUGCAAAAAAAACCCAAUCAUAUAGAAUAAUGUAUGAGCAAUGAUUUUUAGUCUUCCAAAUGAAAAAAAAAAUCAAAGACUACAAAUAAAUAUAAGUAUAAUUUUUUUAAUUCAAUACCACUAGAUGUUUUGUAAGCAACUAGCAAUCAGGUUUCCUACAAUUAACAGAUUUGUUUCUCUAAAAUUAUUCAAUUCUUGUUGUUUUUGAAUGGAAGGUACUGUCAUAUGAAUAGCAAACACAUAUUGAAUUGAGGCUGUAAUAAAUUUUUCUGCUACAUAUUUCAUGAUCACAAUGUAUGUUUAAAUGAACAUUGAAUUUAUGUUAUCAAAUUUGUGAAUAUUGUUAGAUAUUUUGAUUGUUUUAUUCUUGCCAAUGAAAUGGAGAAUGCUUAUGGGCUGUUUCAGUAGUGUUCUUUUGAAUUUGUCUUUUCAGAAACUAAAGGACUAUGGGUUAUCUCAUUGUUCGUACACCAAAAUGAAAAUAAUGUUACAUCAUUGGUUGAAUUUCAAUUAUUUAGAAAGUUUUUAACCAAUCACAAUGUUUUGGUGUACACUUUUCAAUAUAUUACCCAGAAUGUAUUAGAUUCUAAAACGACGAAUUAGGAAUAACACCUGAUGUCAUGUGGAGCAAAGUGUGCCAUGUAAUUUAUUUUAUUUUUCAAAGUUCAUUUUAAUCAAACCAUAUUGAAAGUCUGUCUCAAGAAGGAUCACCUUGUUAUUCCAUUAUUUUUGCAAAAACAGUAUUUUAUUUGUAGCAGUUCAGUUAAAACUCCCAUACACAAUCACAAUUGUUAAUUAGCCAAAUGUUUAUGGGUCACAUCAAGAAAUCUUUACUGUUUAGAAAAUUUUAAUAAUUUUCCAGCUGCAGGUCAUCAAAUUAAACAUUAUUUAAUUGCAUUGAUCUUUUUUCAACCUUUUACUUGUAUUACUUUUCCAAUGUAAAGUUCAAAAUUUGGAUCAAAUAAAGGAGGGUAGUAAUGCCCUUUAAUGUCAGGCAUCAAACAGUCAUUUUAGGCUUCCGUUAGUGUCAAAUUGGUUAAAAUUUUACCGUGAUUUGUCAAGGUCUCAAAUAAUUAUGGUAACUGUCAUUUUUGGAAAAAAAUUAACGUGAUUCGUCCAAAUUAGUCAAUGUUUUACUGUCUAAAAGAAUGUGUACAUUUUAUCCUCAUACCCCAAAACUUACUGUGAACAUCAUUUGUCUAGAACUUUUACCAUUAUUCUAUCAUGAAGGUACCCCCAUUAUGACCCUCAAAGGCAAACUUUGAUUUCAUGAUCUGUCAACUCUCUAGAUAUUGAUUAUAGGAUCCCCCCAAUACUGGAAAUAUUUUACUACUAUCCCUGGGCAGGGAGUUCAAACCUAUAGCUGAAGAGAAAUUUCUACCUAUAUCCCUUUCCAGAAACACCAUUUUGGAAUCCAGAAUUUCACUCCUAAGUAUGUCACUGAAGUAGGCUUUUCCAUUGUGAGGCAGUUUAACUGUUUUUGCAGUGCAGCUCAAUGAUGAGUCAGAAGUUUUUAAUCCCUGAUAGUAUUUGCUUUAUAUGAAUUUAAAAGUAUUUAAUGGCCUUCCAACAUAUUUGUAUUAAAACAAAAGUUUACAUAAGAAUUCAUAGUUUUUUAUUUACUGUUCAACGUUCUACUGAACUGCAGGGAACCAGUGUUUAUACUAGUAUAUUUACCAAUAUGGGAAGUACCUGGUAUCAAUUAAAUUUUUCACAAUUUUUAUAUGUUAUAUGUGAAGUUGGAUAAAAAGUACAAAUUUUUCCUCAUGAUAAAAUUGAAUUGCAAACUCUGAUAAGUUACCAGUAAUCUCAUCUAUACCUAAACAUGUGUAAAAUUUCAAAGUAAAAUGGAUCAAUAAAACAAAGGUUGAUAAAACGUUUUACUAACAUGUUAUUUAAGUGAAAAAUAUUUAUUUUUGGUAUUUUAUACUCCAUUAACUUUUGUCUUUUCUCAAAAGGUAAUUUAGCAACAACAAAAAUUUAUACUUUUGAAAAUAUUAGAAAAAAUGAUAUAAAAAAUCAAUUAACCUAACAGAAUAGCAUUAUAUUCGUAAUUUAAGUUUUACUUAUUUGUUCUAUGUACUUGUAUCUUAAAGAAGUAAGGCAUCAUGCAGUGUUUACCCAGAAUGUUUUCCAUGUUUCUAAUAUAUUGACUUUUCACAAUGGAGAUUUUAAUGCUCAUAAUGAAACUAUUAAUUUCCCGUUUUUUUAAACAAUAAUACUAGUAACUGUUUUAUCUCAUAAAUCACAGUUGAUUGUGUAUUGAAAAUUCUCUUUGUAGAGAAUGUUUAACUAAAUUCACUUUUAUUGUUUAAGAUGUAUAUUUUUAUUUUGAUGAUGAAAUUAUUUGUGUUUGAAUAGAUAAAAAGAAAAUUUGAUUGUGUAAAGAGAAUGAUGGAUUAUAAAAACGCAACAUAAUUAUCCAUGUUGUUCUUUUGAUUUAUUGUGCUUCUACAUUGUUUACUAUGCAUUUUUAGCUUCCAAACAUGUCCUGGUGAAUAUGUUAAAUUUUUCAGUUGUAUGCAUAUAUCAAAUCUUCAUAUUUAUUAAAAUAAAACAUAUUUGACUAUCUU
Molecule: messenger RNA, 7419 nt
Organism: Mytilus trossulus (common blue mussel)
Lineage: Eukaryota; Metazoa; Mollusca; Bivalvia; Mytilida; Mytilidae
Product: zinc metalloproteinase-disintegrin-like BmMP
Exons: 21
Coding region: 70-3516 (1148 amino acids)
Biological process (GO): membrane protein ectodomain proteolysis
Molecular function (GO): metalloendopeptidase activity
Source: RefSeq, a predicted model, not a curated record